Oryctolagus cuniculus (rabbit) is the source of this 4699-nucleotide messenger RNA. RefSeq names its product phosphodiesterase 7A (gene PDE7A). The record is from RefSeq and is a predicted model, not a curated record. Gene Ontology annotation, molecular function: 3',5'-cyclic-nucleotide phosphodiesterase activity. NCBI's taxonomy places the organism in Eukaryota, Metazoa, Chordata, Mammalia, Lagomorpha, Leporidae. Gene Ontology annotation, biological process: signal transduction.
UUUGAGCUAUUUUCAAAUACUUGAGAAUUGUCAUUUGUGCACUGUUGCUGUGCAAGUGGUUUUAUUCCCUCAUAGACUGCAGUCUGUGACAUAGUCCUGUCACCUCUGAGUUUUGUCAUGGUCCUGCCACCUGAAGGUUGUGAUCACCUCUCUCCUGGACCUCUGUCAGGCAGCCCAACUCCCCAUGAACUGCCCUCCUCUAACUAAUUAUGUUUGACCAAAGUGGCUUUUCAGAAUGGAACCAUCUGCUAAAGGUGCCCGGCAGGUUGUCAUUCAUUUCUAGCAUGGAGACAGGCCACCUUUGUGUGGCCUCCAGGAGGGCCCUGUAGGGAGUGGCCUGUGUUCCCCCAUGCUGCAGCCUCAUCUGUCCCUACCUGCACUCAAGCUGCCCAGGUCUCCUCUCCGUCACUGGUUCUUGCUGCUUUUUGUCUGGAUCCUUGGCCCUCAUGCCAAGGAUGACCAUACAGACAUUUUCCUCCUGUCUUUAUAUUUUUGUCCCAUUGCAUUCCAGCUUAGGGACACUUCGAGAACCCUGGGAAGAAAUCUUUUACCUGUUCUCUAGGUCAGAGCCAGACUUUGCAGGUAGCUUCUCUUUGCUUCAUCACACUUGUUACGGCUGCAGUUUCGUGUGUAUUGUAUCAUUUGAUUAAUGCAGACUCUAAACUGUACCUGUCACAAGGGCGGAAGCCAUAUCUGCUUUUACUUAAUGAUUGUAUCCCUGAUGUCCUGCACAGGACGUGGGACACAAUGGCAGCUUAAUAAGCACUUGGUGAAUACCUGGAAUGAGAGUCGCCAGAUACCUUUUCUCAGCAUUACUACCUGCAGUCUGCUAGCUGCUGUGGCGGUCAUUGCAGAUGGUUGGGUAGAGGCACACUUCGUUAUUAGACAGUUCACUCACUGCCAUGAGAGCAAGACAUGUACCAAAAGUAUUAUUUUAUAAGCUAGAUUGCAAUUAGAGUUUGAAAAAUAAUAUACCUUUAAUGAUGUGAAAAUGUGCUGAUUCAGCUGGUCUUUGUCAAUACAUAAAAACGAGUGAAUUGCAAUGUUAAGGAGCAGAACAGUUUUUGCGACAACAUGUAACAUUCAUAAAGUAAUCCUAGCUCCAAAGGAAGUAAACGUUGAUCAAACAUCAAUGUGAGAAGUUGAAGAGUAAAAUGUGUUAUACUACUUGUAAAUGCCGGGACAUUGUGCCUGUGAAACGGUCUGUGUGAAGACCAAGAGGAAAGUUUUCAUCCUGCCAAACAGUUUUUGAAAGUUGUUGUGAGGCAAUCAGUCUGUUAGUAUAAAGACUGUACAAGUGCGUGGGGCUGGCCUGGGGCCGCUUUUGUCCACUUAUUUGAAGUUGUUAGGUCAGCCCUCGCUCAGGUGCCCCCCUCCUCCCCAUUAUCCUUAGGUUGCUCCACCCCGUGCCUGGGGUGUGCAGCUUGCUCUGGUAGGAAGACUGGCUGGGCAGUGCAUUCUCAGAGGAGUCAGGUGAUUGCUGUUGGAAGGCAGCUGCUGGAGGUUCCAGGCAGGCAGUGUCCCCUCUCCUCUGCCUCAGGACAGCUGGUUAUUUACCAGGCUCCUAAGAAGUCCUCCUUGCUCACUGGUAGAGGAGAGAGAUUAUGCAGUGGGCAUCUGAUUGAUCCAAUGGGAAUUACACUGAUCUGGUGUCUGGCUUUGGUUCUUAUCAAGUGGAUCACCUCCAAGCGACGUGGAGCUAUUUCCUAUGACAGUUCUGAUCAGACUGCGUUGUACAUUCGUAUGCUAGGAGAUGUACGCGUAAGGAGCCGAGCAGGAUUUGAAUCAGAAAGAAGAGGUUCUCACCCAUACAUCGAUUUUCGUAUUUUUCACUCUGUGCAUGGAUUCCUGUUAUGGGCGAGGGCUACAGGAUUGGCAAGAAAUGAAGCAUCUGGCUGUUCUAAGUCUCAAUCUGAGAUUGAAGUAUCUGUCUCUGCAAGGAAUAUCAGGAGGUUACUAAGUUUCCAGCGAUAUCUUAGAUCUUCACGCUUUUUUCGUGGUACUACUGUUUCAAGUUCUCUAAACAUUUUAGAUGAUGAUUACAAUGGACAAGCCAAGUGUAUGCUUGAAAAAGUUGGAAAUUGGAAUUUUGAUAUCUUUCUAUUUGAUAGACUAACAAAUGGGAAUAGUCUAGUAAGCUUAACCUUUCAUUUAUUUAGUCUUCAUGGAUUAAUUGAGUACUUCCAUUUAGAUAUGAUGAAACUUCGCAGAUUUUUAGUUAUGAUUCAAGAGGAUUAUCACAGUCAAAACCCUUACCACAAUGCAGUCCAUGCUGCAGAUGUUACUCAGGCCAUGCACUGUUACUUAAAAGAACCGAAGCUUGCCAAUUCUGUAACCCCCUGGGAUAUCUUGCUGAGCUUAAUUGCAGCUGCCACUCAUGAUCUGGACCAUCCAGGUGUCAAUCAACCUUUCCUUAUUAAAACAAACCAUUACUUGGCAACUUUGUACAAGAAUACCUCAGUCCUGGAAAAUCACCACUGGAGAUCUGCAGUGGGCUUGUUGAGAGAAUCCGGAUUAUUCUCACAUAUGCCGUUAGAAAGCAGGCAACAAAUGGAGACUCAGAUAGGUGCUCUGAUACUAGCCACCGACAUCAGUCGCCAGAAUGAGUAUCUGUCGUUGUUUAGGUCCCAUUUGGAUAGAGGUGACUUAUGCCUGGAAGACACCAGACAUAGGCAUUUGGUCUUACAGAUGGCUUUGAAAUGUGCUGAUAUCUGUAACCCAUGUCGGACCUGGGAAUUAAGCAAGCAGUGGAGUGAGAAAGUAACAGAAGAAUUCUUCCAUCAAGGAGAUAUAGAAAAAAAGUAUCAUUUGGGUGUGAGUCCACUCUGUGAUCGUCAGACUGAAUCUAUUGCCAACAUCCAGAUUGGUUUUAUGACUUACCUAGUGGAGCCUUUAUUUACAGAAUGGGCCAGGUUUUCGAACACAAGGCUGUCCCAGACUAUGCUUGGCCACGUGGGGCUGAAUAAAGCCAGCUGGAAGGGACUGCAGAGGGAACAGUCCAGCAGUGAGGACACUGAUGCUGCAUUUGAGUUGAACUCACAGUUAUUACCUCAGGAAAAUCGGUUAUCUUAACCCCAGAACCAGAGGGACAAACUGCCUCCUGGAGGUUUCUAUAAAUGUGAAAUGGGGUCUUGAGGUGAGAGAACUUACUCUUGACUGCCAAGGUUUCCAAGUGAAUGAUGCCAGCAUUAUUUAUUUCCAAGACUUCCUCUGUUGGAUCAUUUAAGCCCACUUUUUAAUUAUGAGACCUGAACCCACAGCAAUAUGCAUUGGCUUUUGUGUGAAACCUUGAAUAUGCAAAGCCCAGCAGGCGAGAGUACUGAAGGAGCCUGGAAGGCUGGUUUGAGGUGUGCCGCGUGGUUUUCAGAGCAUUCUUCUUCAAACCCUGAAACUUGAACAGAAUCUCUGAGCAGCAGUCUCUUGGAAGCUAACCAGUCUGAUGGAACAGUGUGUAUCUGUACCUUCCACUAAGUUCUCUCUGAGAAAACGGAAAUGUGAAGUGCCCAGCCUCUGCUGCCUCCGGCAAGACUCAAUGUUUACAAAUCAACUCUGAAAAUAUUGGUUCUAAAUUGCCUUGGAGCACGAUUGUGAAGGAACCACUAAAAAACAAAACUUAAAGAUCAAACUUUUAGACUGCAGCUCUUUCCCCCCUGGUUUGCCUUUUUUUCUUCUUUGGAUGCCACCAAAGCCUCCCAUUUGCUAGUUUUACUUUGUGCACUGGAAACUGAGCAUUUAUCAUAGAAAACCGCCAAGCUUUCCCUCCAGUGCUGUUUGGCAAUGCAAAUUUAAAAAAAAAAAAACUCUUAGUUUUUAAUUUGGGGUGGGAGGGGGAGAACACCAGUGUCCUAGCUGUCCUCUGAUUGUGCAGUGGAGACAUUGCAUGUUGUUUUCACUACUGUACACUUGACCUGCACAUGCAAGAAAAAGGUGGAAUGUUUAAAACACCAUAAUCAGCUCAGGGUAUUUGCCAAUCUGAAAUAAAGUGGGAUGGGGAAGUGUGUCCUUCAGAUUAAGGGUACUAAAGUCCCUUUCGCUGCAGUGAGAGGUAUGUUGUGUGUGGAUGUGUGGGCGUGUGUUUGCGUGCAUGUUUGUGUGUGUAUGACUGUGCAUGUGUUAUGUUUACCCAUGUGGGAAAGGAUUGGAAAUGUAAGCUUUUAUUUAUUCUUGUAGAAUGUGACAUAAUGAGCAGCCACACUUGGGGGAGGGGAAGGUAGGUAAGCUGUAACAGAUUGCUCCAGUUGCCUUAAACUAUGCACAAAGCUAAGUGACCAAACUUUUCGUUUUGAUUUGAAAAAAAAAAAAAAAAAAAAGUGCAUUGUUUUCUUGUCCCUCCCUUUGAUGAAACGUUACCCUUGAUGGGCCUUUUGAUGUGAACAGAUGUUUUCUAGGACAAAAACUUAAGGACUAAUUUUAAACGUAAAACAUUCCACUUUUGUAAUUUGUUUUAAAUUGUUUUAUGUAUAGUAAGCACAACUGUAAUCUAGUUUUAAAGAGAAACCGGUGCUUUCUUUUAGUUCAUUUGUAUUUCCCUUGUUACUGUAAAAGACUGUUUAUUAAUUAUGUUUACAGUUUGUUGCAACAGCCAUUUUCUUGGGAGAAAGCUUGAGUGUAAAGCCAUUUGUAAAAGGCUUUGCCAUACUCAUUUUAAUAUGUGCCUGUUGCUGUUAACUUUUGAUGAAUAAAAACCUAUCUUUUCACA